AUGUUCUUUCUACCUCUUCCAACCACGCUCCUUACCCUCGUCAUCUCCUCACUCCUCUCAAUCGCCACCGCAACACCCUGCUGCCAAUAUACUCCCAUAUCCACGUCCACCACAACCUCCCAAGCUCUCCUCCACGGCGCAACCCAAGGCUACGAAUAUUUUAUCAAUUUCCCCUCCCACACAUCCUGUGUACCUCGCUCUAGGGGCCCAUUUCCCUCUCCCUAUCUGUCAGCAUUCGUUUCGGAAACCUGUGCGAGUUUAGUCAACAAAUUUAGUUGUUUUGAUUCGAGAACGGGUGGUUUACCGGAGGGGGUAACGGGUGUUUAUUUGGUGUUUAAUUUGUUACGAGACGGAGUGGAUUGUGUAGAGGAGGCAAUUGGUGACAUUACUGGGUUGCACAGGGGAGAGAUACAGUGUGUGGAAAAUGAUGGAUUGUGUGUGGGAGAUCGGGGUUUGAUGGUUGCGAGGUCGAGGGUGAUGCCUGAGGGGUACCGUGUUGGCUCAUGGGCGACUCCUGUGGUAUCUGUGGUCUGGUCCUGGCAUUUCAAGAGAGUGAUUUUCCUCAAUGGAGCAAAGACAUUUCUGCAGUAUGUUGGUUUGAAGACUAUCCAAUCCUCAGUGGAAAAGGCUACAUCGAUGUCGAAGCUAAUAAAAUUACCUAUACCACUACAUGGAAUUAAUCGAUUCCGCUAUCGACAAAGCUUAUUGAGCAGAAUUCAGGACUCCUGCUACCCACUCCACACCAUUUGUUUGGCUAUGCUCCAGGAAAACUGUUGCAGGACGUCUUUUGAUCUUAGUGCUCACACUCUAUUCAAUAUUUUUGAGAGUAUUCAUUAUCAACGGAAUGCUCGUGCUUUGAGAUGGGGCCACAACUAUUAUUUCGAGGAAAUUCUGGAUUCUUCUUUGAUCGAGGAAGAUCCGAAUGAUUUUAAGGAGGAUAUUGUUCCUGCUAAUAAGGCAGAUUUAACUGAACUCAUUAGCUCUUUGAGUUUCGACGCUCAAAAUGAAGAGACAUGGAAUCAGGAGUACAUUGGAUACCCUUUAUUCGCAUCACAGGUAUUGACCAAAAAGAAAGGCACGAUACCAAUCCUCACCGCUAGUACUUCGUAUUCGGAAAGCGUUCGUGGCCAACAGAAAGGGCGUCCUGACAUUCAUUGUCUUCCGACUGAAAUCCUUGAAUCAAUCUUAUGCAGCCUUGACUUCUCCGAUACUCGAAACCUACUACAGGCCAGUGCGACAAUAUUUAGACGAUAUGGAGGUAAUCUUCGAAAUCUACCCACGUUAUUUUGGGAGUCUAGGUUCUGGGCUCAAAACGAGAUGGGUUUCGCGCGAUCGAUCCGUCCUUCGACAUAUUCUUGGAAGGGGUGGUUUCUUAAAAUAGAAUCAGAACUAAGGAAAGGUCCAAACAGGAUUAAUCUACGAAAUCGAAAAAGAACCUGCAAGCUUGUUGUGGGAUUGACUGAUCUGAUAUGUGCCGUUCAGGAGCCCAACCGGGUUCUACAUGGAAAUAGUAUUGUACAACAAGACCAGAUAUCGCCAGGCUAUGUUGCAAGUUGCCUGGCCCAAAGAUAUUAUUCCGAAGGUUGUCGAGAGCUGACACGUAGAUCUGUUUGCCUGGGCAAUAUAUCUCGACUUUGUGCCAUUACUCCAUCCUAUGUCCUUUUCUCAAACCGGAGAUUGAUCUCCGGCCUCAGUUUUGAGUUUAACGACGGUGGGUGUAUUGAUGUGGGCUAUAUUGUAGAUAUACCGGAAAAGCGCGUUGUUUCUACGGUUUCGCCUAGCUUUUUAUGGUUGGUUUUCAGUGAAUUGGGAUUCGAGGCAGUUGCAGUCGAUACCUAUCCCCAAGAUUAUCUUGACAGCCUCACGCCUAGCCAUAGAACCAAAAUCGCGAUUGCUAGAUGGCCAUUAGAAGAUCUCAAGGGGGUUUAUCUUGGCCUCGGCGCCAUGCGAAUUGUGAAAGUUUCGAUGGAUAUUGAGAGACAAGACAAAUUUGACGGUAUUUUCUGGAAACAUCCUCGCCUUGCAUCCACACCUUCUAUCCAUGAAGAUGAUAUUACUGCUUUAUAUCAAUUACAGACUGCAUCAUUCGCGCCAGCUUCAUUUCAUUGUAUAGGCCAAGAAAAGGGAAUCCUUAUCGCGAUCAAAGUUUACAGCCCGUUAGGACACUCUGCUGGUAUCACUGGUAUUGGAUUCGUUUAUGAUACAGGCAUUGAAACCAUAUGGGGUUAUAUUCACGACUCUGCUUCAUUGGUUUUUUUUUCUCGACUACCGAUAAGUGCAAUUGCAUCUUACAAGUUGAUCGAGUAUCAGGCUUUAAAUGGUGGAUAUAUUACCGGGUUCUGCGGUUGUUUUAUGGCCCCAUUCAAUCAGCUGCACUGUUUUGGAGUUAUACCAACAACCUCGGCAGUAUCUUCUGAGAUCACUCCGAAUCUCUUUGCUAUCAAGUUACCUUCUGAGAGUCAACUCCAGGAAAUGCCCCUCGGUGGACUAAAGAAUCAUAGCCAACACCAGUUUCGUAUACGUUCCCUUGAGGGACAACUUCCGGAGAUACCCCUCGCAAUAAAGAAUCAUGGCCAACACCAGUCUCAUAUGCUUCUGAGGAAGAAAUAUCAGUCAAUUCAAGCAUCCAUCUCUCCAGCGAUAACGAUGUACCGCCGCGCCGGGCAGGUCACUGGCCUCCUCUUCCGCACAAACGACGAUCCAAGUCAUCCAGAAAUACUUGGCCAAUGGACAGGGACUGGCACUACAUACACCCUUGAAGAGGGCGAGCAAAUCAUGGACCUGGAAGUCACAACGACCACGCCUAUUCGCAAACAAAGGGCGCGGUUUGGUCUGUCGCAAGUCGACGGUAUAACGAUAAUGACCAAUCGUAGGAGAAUCAGAUGGGGUCCAAGAAUACAAAAGCUCCCACGAUUGAAUCUCCAUGCCAAGGAAAAUAGAGGAGUCAAAAGACAACGAUCCCAACCCAUCGAUUUUAGCAACAAUCACAUACAGGCUCCACAAUCUCCAACAUCUUAUUUACCAUUAUUCCACAAAAACACGACACAAAAACACCCACGGAGAUGUAAGGAUGGCGGCGGUACUUGUACCCAACAACAGACAGUCGAUUUAUCUCUACCAGAAAGUCAAGUUACAUGGAAUAAAAGCUGUCUCAAGCAAACAGAACUAAACAGUGGUGAGAAGCCAGCAGCACUCACACUAGGAUGGGAUAUUCAAGUUCACUCGGAUGACACUGAGAUAAGAACCCAUCCUCAUGACCGCUUUCCAUUCAGCAAUACGAAACCCGUCUCCGAGAAGCCAGCCAGUACAGGUAUACACUCUCAAUUUACAGAUAAACAAUCACCUAAGCCUCCCCAACAGAUCUUGGAUGAUCUGGUCUUGCUGGGUCAGUAUUAUUCUUUUCAAUUCACCAGGUGUCACAUGAUUACCAACAUUCCGGAGCCAUUGCAUUCUGGGAUAAAGGUAAGCAAUUUAUGGAAGAAGGAAAAUGAGAGUGGGGGACUAGAGGUUACAAAUUGUCUCUCUAUAUAUCUGCCGGAAACGCUCCAAGCAGACGCUUUCCUUGUCAUCAGAUUGGGUUGCUCCAACGGAAUUGACAUCUGCAACUGGCUCGGUCUUGGGAAUCCAGAGGAAGGCAUAGCAAAUGGCAGAAGCUAA
Sclerotinia borealis F-4128 is the source of this 3657-nucleotide messenger RNA. NCBI's taxonomy places the organism in Eukaryota, Fungi, Ascomycota, Leotiomycetes, Helotiales, Sclerotiniaceae. The record is from the annotation of a GenBank genome assembly.